Molecule: messenger RNA, 1092 nt
Organism: Vicia faba (fava bean)
Lineage: Eukaryota; Viridiplantae; Streptophyta; Magnoliopsida; Fabales; Fabaceae
Source: the annotation of a GenBank genome assembly
AUGUUUCCAAGCUCUUGUUUCUUCCUAUAUGUCACACUAUCGUUAGUCUUCCUCUCCGUCGCGAGCACCACCGCACUUUCCGCGGCAUCACCCGUAUCAACGCCAAUCAAGUCCAAAAGCUUCUCCUUUUUUCUCUUCUCGUCGCUGCCCGACAUCACCGGCUUCCACCACAACCAUGUCUUCUCUUCAUUUCAACCUCCAUCCACUCCCUCCAUCUUCAUCUCCACUACUCACCACCACCAACAACAUUUCUUCCUUCUCCCCCACUUCCCUCUCCAUCUUCUACAACAACCACCACCACCUUCUUCGCUUCAAUCUCAUCGGGAUUUGAAGCCGCAGAAUUUGCUUCUCGAUCAACAGCAAGGGAUUUUGAAGAUUGCUGAUCUUAGUCUUGGGAGGGCUUUUACCGUCCCGCUUAAGAGUUAUACUCAUGAGAUUGUUACUCUUUGGUAUAGAGCUCCUGAAGUUUUGCUUGGAUCUACUACCUACUCUACUAGAGUUGAUAUCUGGUCUGUUGGAUGUAUCUUUGCUGAAAUGGUGAGGAGACAUGCUUUGUUUCCGGGGGAUUCUGAAUAUCAGCAGCUUCUUAAUAUAUUCAAGCUCUGUUGCGGUGCUACUUUUAUGUUUGCUGUCUGUUUUGCUCAAAUGGUUUGUGGUUCUUGUAGACGUCUGCUUUCGUAUCCAUCAGGUCAGGUGUUCAUCAUGCCGGUUUGUGACAGAAAUCGGGUUCCUGGAACUAGAGAGAGGAUGGAGAUAGAGAGGAAAGAGAGGGUAAGAAAAGCUGAGGCGUUGGUUGAGAAAGCAAUGAAAGGGAAUGAUGCUUCUCACGAUGCAGUGCAUGUUUGGAGGGUUCGUGACCUUGCUCUCUCCCUUGCCUCUGAGGAAGGCCUCUCUUCUGAUCCACACUCCAUGGAAAUCUUACAGCUGGCACCUGUUUUCUUUACUUUCUCGCUUGGAACGAAAAUGCACUAUUUUGGGCGCACUCUCCUGCAUGGAGGGGCAAAGUACAGAGCAACUGGGCAUGGAUUUGUCGUUCGUCAUGAAAAGUUUGCAGACAAUUACAGGAUGUACUCUAGGAGUCAUUUUGUGUGA